GGUACUCUGCUUCUUAAUUAACUAAAGAGAGAUAGAGAGAUACCUUUUAGUUUUAGCUUAAUUUUUCUUCCAUUUUAUAAGUGAGAGUGUGCAAACACUAAACAAAAUCUAGCUAUAAAUAAUGGGAAGAGCACCUUGUUGUGCCAAAGUUGGAUUGCACAAGGGUCCAUGGACUACUAAAGAAGAUGCAUUGCUUACAAAAUAUGUUCAAGCUCAUGGUGAAGGCCAAUGGAAAUCACUUCCAAAAAAAGCUGGACUUCUCAGAUGUGGGAAAAGUUGUAGACUUAGAUGGAUGAAUUAUCUUAGGCCGGAUAUAAAAAGAGGUAACAUAACUCCGGAUGAAGAUGAUCUUAUAAUAAGAUUACAUUCACUUCUUGGAAAUAGAUGGUCACUUAUAGCAGGAAGAUUACCGGGAAGAACGGACAAUGAAAUAAAGAAUUACUGGAACACACAUCUUCUUAAAAAGAUGCAAAGAAAUCAACAAACAUGUGAUGUUUUAUCAGAUCAUGAUGAUGAACAACAACAACAACAAUCCAAGAAAAAGAAGAGGAACAACACAAACAACAAGAGGAAAAAGAAAAAUGAGAAGAAAAAAGGUGGUAAGAAUGAUAAUAAUGAAGAGGAAGAGAAAAUUAAAGUUUAUUUACCAAAACCCAUUAGGAUAAAGGCUUUAAAUUUACCAAGAACAGAUAGUGGUAAUUCAUUUACUUUUGAAUCAAAUUCAUCAUUUGGUAGCCAAGAAAAAGAAAGAACAGAACAACAAGUGAGAAAUGACAAUGUUGUUUGUGAGCUGGUUGGUGAGAUGGGUGAAAAUGACGGUUUUGGAUUCUCACGUGAUGACUAUGACUUAGUCAACGAUUACACAUUAGAAAAUGGACACGAAUCAUAUUUUGACACGUGUGAUGGUGGUGAUCAUGGAACAUUAGAAAGACUCUAUGAUGAAUACUUGCAAAUUUUGAACAUGGAAGAUUGCAAUUACCCGUUUGAUUCUUCUUUUGCUCAAUCUUUCUUUGAUACAAACAAUGAUAUUAUUAAUAUUUAAAUAUAUUUCGACAUUGUCAA
Trifolium pratense (red clover) is the source of this 1062-nucleotide messenger RNA. Its product is annotated as myb-related protein 308-like. Bases 122 to 1042 code for a protein of 306 amino acids. The transcript has 2 exons. Lineage: Eukaryota; Viridiplantae; Streptophyta; Magnoliopsida; Fabales; Fabaceae. The record is from RefSeq and is a predicted model, not a curated record.